AGGUAAUUCUCUAGAGGAGGUACGACGGAUAUUCUGUAGUAUUACUAGACGAUAGUAUUGGAGUAGUGCCCGCGCGGGGAAGUGGGCAGGCAAGAGCGGGUACGUGCCUAGGCCCGAUUGUGCAUAUGAAUUACCUACAUGUAGCCAAAAAGUGUCUUGCCUACCUCCUAGACCUAAGCUAUACUUGCCUAUACCUAUAGGCGAUGCUACUGUGUGUACUCCAUCUCGUCAUCGCCAGCCUUCUUACAAAAGAGAUACAUCCUAAGAAUAGUUGUAAGAGUAACAAUCCCCCCCACUUGCUAGAUUUAGCCUUUUACAAUAGCCUGCCCUCCAAAGAGAUAGCCCCUCUUAUUAGUCAAUUUAUCAUAUACAAAAGGUAUUAUUGCUCAUAUUGUCGUCCUUACAAAUGUGAACGCACGGAGAAGACUUACACUACCAAGGUGUAUAUACAAUCACAUUUGAGGCUACGUACGCCUGUGCUGACUAUUUCCUUGCCUCUUCCACCUCGGCAAACUCGCAUCUUUGCCGGAUUUAUUUAUCUCGGUGGCGUGGGACAUAGUAGAUCGGAUUGGAGGGUUGUAGAUUCUUACACACCCAUACACCAAAAUAGAGUAUCAUCCGGCGCUUCCAUCCUUGAUACGACCCCGAAAAAUCGAACUCUCUUCCUAGCCAUAAGAGAAAAGAAAGAGUAAUUCAAAUCGAGUAACCACACAAUAGAACUAUCCAGGACUUUCUCGAUGCGUCAUCCGACGAGCGCGAUUUACAUCUAGCGUUAUAAGAGCGCCAAUAUGGAUUUGGGCCAGCAAGCCUUCUAAUAGUUCGUUAUUAAGAGGGUCAUCUGCAACUCCCCGGGGGAUGCAUGGUAGUGCAUGGCGGGGGAAAAGAACCAGGAAGUGAGUUAAAAAAAAACGUGGGAGGUCGCAGCAUAAGGCCCUCCUCUAUUCUCCAAUCAAAGCUUUCUGGAGUCAUGUAUGUAUGAUGCUGAUGACAAGCUGCGAACGUUCCUAGAUCUAAUAUGAGUCGUUAUUGGCGGUCAUCAUAUGCGCAUAGUUAAUCUUGCUUUAUUAAAUCUCUAAAGUAAGAUUUGGUUUUAGCCAACUAGGUGAAAAGAAAUACUCCGUAUAGAUCAGCUACCUACCUGUCGGAGGCCUGUUUUUACAAGCAAACAAUCUAUACAACCAUAUUCGUGCUGUUACCUUACCUUACCUACUUGAGAUCUAUAAAUUGUUAAAUCGCC
Daldinia caldariorum is the source of this 1237-nucleotide messenger RNA. RefSeq lists its product as uncharacterized. The transcript has a single exon. The coding region runs from base 204 to 692 and encodes 162 amino acids. Lineage: Eukaryota; Fungi; Ascomycota; Sordariomycetes; Xylariales; Hypoxylaceae. The record is from RefSeq and is a predicted model, not a curated record.